GUAAUCAUGAAGACAUUCAUUGUCAUUGCUGUGCUUCUUGCCACCACCAUCCCGUCUGCCACGUCAUCUAUCCGUCGUUUCAUUGUCAAAAAUGAGGUUUUCAUGGGCAGACAGGUCCCCGAAUUUUGCAUGGACUACUUUGAGAGCUCGUCUGCCAAGCUAAAGACUGAAAAUAUCAACCGCGAGCUGAUCAGCAACGCCCUUGACAACGAGAACGACUGGCAGAAACAGGAGCAAAAUUUCAUCCUACAAGCCACCAUCCAAGAGCUGGCUCUGAAAAAGUACGCCGACCACAUCUGUGAUGCCUCCGAGUUCGCACCGACCAUUCUAUCCGCUGAUUAUCAGUACACUUGUGUCGAGAUCUGUCAGAGCUGCAUGCCGGGAAGUGCCCCAAUCUGCUUCCAACGCAACCCCCGCUUCACAGGCCUCGCCCAAGUCUGCCUUUGCACCUACAAUCUGGAAAAUCCCAUCGACAACGCCGCCUUCUCACUUCGCCACGAAAAACGUGUGUUCAGCCGCAAAAUCCGCCGUACCUGAUGACCCCCGAAUUGAUAUUUUAUGUGCUUUUUCAUUGAAUAAACUGCAAUUUGUUGGAU
Molecule: messenger RNA, 596 nt
Organism: Caenorhabditis elegans
Lineage: Eukaryota; Metazoa; Nematoda; Chromadorea; Rhabditida; Rhabditidae
Gene: hpo-38
Product: DUF19 domain-containing protein
Source: RefSeq, marked reviewed